Messenger RNA from Acipenser ruthenus (sterlet), 1017 nucleotides. Its product is annotated as protein FAM177A1. Bases 193 to 798 code for a protein of 201 amino acids. The transcript is spliced from 6 exons. The record is from RefSeq and is a predicted model, not a curated record. Lineage: Eukaryota; Metazoa; Chordata; Actinopteri; Acipenseriformes; Acipenseridae.
UAUUUUUGCUAUACCUGCCUGCUUCCAGCAGAGGGAGUUUGUUAUACUGUUUUAUCUGCGUGCCCAAAACGAAGACUGAAGAACGGGAUAAACAACAUUAAUAAGCAUUUACUCACGCUGUGUCACUUCCUGGUUUUAUUCACUGAAGAAAAGCACCACAAACGAGAUACUCGGUAGGAGGGGAAAUUGGAGAUGGCUGAUCUGUCGCUUUAUCUAACAAAUGUCAACGUUUCCUUGGGACAAAAAAUGGAUGGCAGUAAGAAUGCUGGGAAAGACUUUGAAAGUGUGGAACUAGGGGAGAUUGGAAAGGAGAAGCAGCAGAAGGUGCCACGGCGGAUUAUUCACUUUGCCAGCGGAGACACCAUGGAAGAGUACAGCACGGAUGAAGAACAGGAGCCGGAGAAAAAAGAAAUGCUUCCUGCAGUCGAUCCAUCAAAGCUGACUUGGAGACCAUACCUCUUUUUCCACAUGUGGAGGGCAGCCACUACCACGAUAUCAGUGUGUGACUUUCUUGGAGAAAAAAUGGCCUCACUGUUUGGAAUAAGUACACCUAAAUACCAGUAUGCCAUUGAUGAGUACUACAGGAUGAAGAAGGAGGAAGAAGAAGAGGAGGAGGAGAACCGCAUGUCUGAGGAGGCAGAGCGUAAUUUCCAGGAGCAGCAGAGCCAGGAAAGUCCAGAACCGCACACUGAACAGCCAGAGGGAUCUGCUUCGUUUGUUAAUGUUACUUUCGAGCUGGAAAACGAUCCCUGUGCAAGUCCGGAGAACAGCAGAGUUCCAGCACCCAUUCCCACAUAAUAGUACAACCAUUUAAAAAAACGGAAUCAAAUCCUUUGCAAAAGUUUUCAGUUCUUAUUUUUGUUUUUCUUGCCAUUAACAUCUCCCUUGUGAAAUAUACAAUAUUGCAAAAUUUUUAGAUAGUCUUACCACAUACAUCUGAGAUCAUACAUAUAUUUUAUAUCCCAGUGACAUUUAUACAACAAGCCUAUGGAGGUUUAAAAAAUUAAAAAAAUAAAA